Messenger RNA from Salvelinus namaycush (lake trout), 2220 nucleotides. RefSeq names its product regulator of G-protein signaling 3-like. Gene Ontology annotation, biological process: signal transduction. The record is from RefSeq and is a predicted model, not a curated record. Lineage: Eukaryota; Metazoa; Chordata; Actinopteri; Salmoniformes; Salmonidae. The transcript has 11 exons. Gene Ontology annotation, molecular function: protein binding. The coding region runs from base 1 to 2220 and encodes 739 amino acids. Gene Ontology annotation, cellular component: nucleus; plasma membrane.
AUGGGUGGUCCGGCGGAUCAGGCAGGUCUGCAGCAGCUGGACACUGUGCUGCAGCUCAACGGUCAGCCUGUAGAACAGUGGAAAUGUGUGGAGGUCGCCCACGCCAUCAGAAACAGCUCCAAUGAGAUCAAGGUGGUGGUAUGGCGCACUGGGCCGGCUGCCAAGCCCAGUUUCGAGGGCCUCAUCCACCGGCCCUCCUACAAGCCCUCCUCCUCCAGCUAUGAUGCCCCCUCGCCCCCCACCAGGCGGCGGGACAGGUCCAAGGACCGGCUAGACCGGGACAUGUCCCCCCCGGCCGUGCCCCCCCUCCCUGCCCACCACAGGACCAGCCGCCGGGUGCUGGUCAACGGCUCUGAGGGGGCUGGCGGGGGAGGGUUAGGAUGGGUAGGGGUAGGGGGGGCGUGGGGGGAGAGGGGGCGCGUAGGAAGGGGGGCAGAGGAGGUGGAUGGUAAAGCCAGGACCCAGACCCAUAGCCAGAGCCACACAGCCACGCUGAAGGGGACUAGAGUGAAGGCGUCCAACGGGGAUAACUACAUCAUCCUGGCCCCCAUCAACCCAGGAAGCCAGGUAUUGAGGCCUAUCUACCAGGACAAUCAUGGUACCUUGGCAGGGAGGAUGUACCCGCGCCAGGCCAGCGUGCCCCAGACUCAAGGGGGUGGCGGUGCUCCACCUGGGGGUGUAGGUCUAGCAGGCCGGACCACCUUCCUACGACGCUCCACUAACGCCAAGACAUCUAAACCAUCCGAUGCCCACCUCUCUGGCCAACCCCCACCCAGCUACCAGCAGGCCCAGAGCUCCUCCAACUUUGCUAACUACCAGAACUGUACUAUAGUACGCUCCCAUGUACCACACGGCAACCCGCACGGCAACUACGGCUACGUCAAAGCAGCACCCAAGAUCCUCAUCUUCCCCAUCUUUGUUCAGCCUCUGGACCUGUGUAACCCCACACGGACUCUGGUGGUCUCUGAGGAGAUGAUCCUCCACGAGAGCAAGCACCUCUCCAUUAAGGUGACAGUGUUCAUCUAUACAGACCUGAUGCUUGUGACCAGAGAGGAUGAACCAGGGAGAUGUAACGUCCUUCAGAACCCUCUAUUCCUCAGACAACUACGGCUACAGGACGAUCGUGCUGAAGAGCUGAAGUUCUAUCUCAUCCACAUGACUGAGAAGUGUGACUGCUUGCUCAGUCUGGAAGCUUACUCUGCUGACCAGAAGCGACGUGUGUGUCAGUGUCUGAAGGACAACAUUGAAAAGCAGCUCCAGCUCCAGAGGAGUGUGCCGUUCGCACCUCCUGCUGACCAGAUGCUUGAGCCCAAAGUGGACACCCCUCCAUGUGAGCUGGGAGUAGGCCUACCCCUGCCACGGGGCUCCGAAGAGGACCUCCUUUACCCCUACCCUUCUAGCCCCUCAGUGCCCCUGACUCUGGGCAGCCCACAACCCUCUGAGCCCCUCACGCCCUUGGAGGAGGUCUAUACCCCGCUGGGUGACGAAGAGGAGCACAAGGUGCCCCCCACCCCGCCCCCCUCCACCGAGGGAGAAGACUGCAAGAGCAUGGAGGGCACCGAGCCCGAGAUCUGGAGGGAUAGAGAGGAGGAGGAGGAGGAGGAGAGGAAGGGUGAGGAGGAAGGAGAGAUAGAGGAGGGUGGGGAAAGAGAGAUGGAGGAGCGAGGAGAGGCGAUUCCUUCAGCGACGGAUGACGAGGCCCCGUCAGACCCCCCCGACACCAACGCCCCCCCCUCCUCCUCUUCCUCCUCCUUCAUCAUUCCCGAACUCCGCCUAGACCGUUCCUUCAGCGCCGAUGCUCUCUCCUCGCCCAACACCGACGAAGAGUACGACGAGGAUGAUGAAGACGAUGAAGAAGAAGAAGAUGAUGAUGAUGAUGAAGAAGAUGACAGCGAUGAUGCCUACCCAGAGCGCCGCGACAGUAAGCGCCGUAGUAUGGUGGAGGGCUCUGCCUGCGAGAAGCAUGGCGGCCGGCUGAGCGUCCAGAACUCACUGUGGCGCCGCACGCAUAGCGAGGGCAGUCUGCUGCAGGACCCACACUCUACCUGCUUCACCUCAGACAACACCAUCAACUGCCUGGACGCGAGCCACGGGCACAAGGGAGGCUGGUCGCUGCCCUCGCCCAAGACCCUGAAGAAGGAGCUGACCAAGAACGGAGGCUCCAUGCACCAGCUCUGCAUGCUUUUCUCUGGCAGGAAGUGGGUGUUGAGUGACAUCUGA